AUGGAGCGCGCCGCCGGGGAGGCGGGCGCCCACACGCCGGCGGCGAGAGGGGGAGCGGCAGCGCCAGCGGGAGCGGGGGCAGGGGAUGGGGGAGGGAUGGUGAAGGGGAGGUCCUGCAAGGGCUGCCUCUACUACUCGUCGGCGCUCAGGUCGCGAGCGCGCGGGCCCGUCUGCGUCGGCGUCACCCGCGCCAUUCCCCAAGUUUCUGAGCGUAUGGUUGGAGAACUUGAACUGGAAGCUAUCCAAGAAGGUCGCUAUCUUGCAGAUUUCAGACAUGCAUGUGUUGGCUAUUCAAUGAUUCACAUUGUUUCUGUUCUCAAAACUUCUACUCAUCUUUAUAAUUCCACAGCUCCAAAACCACGUCAUUACAAACCAGGGCAACCAGGGCAUGCGGGAGAUGAUUUCUUAACUAAAUUUCAGAGGAAUGCAGGACUUGUGGCAAAUGGUGUGGCUAAGAACCUGAAUAAAGUUGGGACCUACAUCAAAGACACCGUCGGUGAUAUGAUGCAGCCUUACCGCAAGCGUCCCAAAUAA
Miscanthus lutarioriparius is the source of this 534-nucleotide messenger RNA. NCBI's taxonomy places the organism in Eukaryota, Viridiplantae, Streptophyta, Magnoliopsida, Poales, Poaceae. The record is from the annotation of a GenBank genome assembly.